Molecule: messenger RNA, 1399 nt
Organism: Elephantulus edwardii (Cape elephant shrew)
Lineage: Eukaryota; Metazoa; Chordata; Mammalia; Macroscelidea; Macroscelididae
Product: phosphatidylinositol 3,4,5-trisphosphate 3-phosphatase and dual-specificity protein phosphatase PTEN-like
Exons: 4
Coding region: 1-1356 (451 amino acids)
Biological process (GO): protein dephosphorylation; cell motility; negative regulation of cell population proliferation
Cellular component (GO): cell projection; plasma membrane; nucleus
Molecular function (GO): phosphatidylinositol-3,4,5-trisphosphate 3-phosphatase activity; protein tyrosine phosphatase activity
Source: RefSeq, a predicted model, not a curated record
AUGACCCAAGGACCCCGCCCCACCAUAGACUCGGGCCCCGCCCACUGGCGGCCGCACCCCGGCGGCCUUGUCGCGCGGCCCUCACCGAGCAGAGCGAGCGGCAGGUGCGUCGGCCUCGGGGACUCGGGGACGCGGGGACGGAGUUGUCCGCAGCUCCUCGCGGGACCGCACAGCCGACGCAGCCUCUCCAGGCUCCAGCCUCGCCGGCCGCGCGCCACGCCCCCCGGCAGCCGGGGCCGUAACUCCUUCCGGGUGAGCGGGUCGCCGACCCGGCUGCCCCGCCCCUUCGCCGAGCUGCAGCUCCUCCGGCCGGGAGACUCGGUGCCCGCUGCUCGGCCGGUCCAGCGCCGGGGGGCCCGGGAGGGGCUGCCGUGCGCGGCCUGCGCCGCUCUGAGACUCCUCCGCUGCUCUCACCGAUGCGGGGCCGGGCUCGCGGGGCCCCGGGUCGGCGGGCAUCGCGCCUCGUUCCUGCGCGCUCAUCGGAGGCAGCUGUCCCUGCGCCCCGGGCUCGCCCGGCGCCUGAUCGCUGGACCAACCCCGGGAAACGCCAGCAGCCCCGGGGUGCAGGACACGGCGCUUGGAUGGGACUUUCCCCCGCGCCUGAUCCGCUUGCUCGGAGGGACCAGAGAUAAAAAGGGAGUAACUAUUCCCAGUCAGAGGCGUUAUGUGUAUUAUUAUAGCUACCUGUUAAAGAAUCAUCUGGAUUAUAGACCAGUGGCACUGUUGUUUCACAAGAUGAUGUUUGAAACUAUUCCAAUGUUCAGUGGCGGAACUUGCAAUCCUCAGUUCGUGGUCUGCCAGCUAAAGGUGAAGAUAUAUUCCUCCACUUCAGGACCCACACGUCGGGAAGACAAGUUCAUGUACUUUGAAUUUCCUCAGCCAUUACCUGUGUGUGGUGACAUUAAAGUAGAGUUCUUCCACAAACAGAACAAGAUGCUAAAAAAGGACAAAAUGUUUCACUUUUGGGUAAAUACAUUCUUCAUACCAGGACCAGAGGAAACCUCAGAAAAAGUAGAAAAUGGAAGUCUGUGUGAUCAAGAAAUUGAUAGUAUUUGCAGUAUAGAGCGUGCAGAUAAUGACAAGGAAUAUCUAGUACUUACUUUAACAAAAAAUGAUCUUGACAAAGCAAAUAAAGACAAGGCCAACCGAUACUUUUCUCCAAAUUUUAAGGUGAAGCUUUACUUCACAAAAACAGUAGAGGAGCCUUCAAAUCCAGAGGCUAGCAGUUCAACUUCUGUAACUCCAGAUGUUAGUGACAAUGAACCUGAUCAUUAUAGAUACUCUGACACCACUGACUCUGAUCCAGAGAAUGAACCUUUUGAUGAAGAUCAGCAUACACAAAUUACAAAAGUCUGAUUUUUUUUUAUCAAGAGGGAAUAAAACACCAUAAAAAAACUUG